Molecule: messenger RNA, 2121 nt
Organism: Erythranthe guttata (spotted monkey flower)
Lineage: Eukaryota; Viridiplantae; Streptophyta; Magnoliopsida; Lamiales; Phrymaceae
Source: RefSeq, a predicted model, not a curated record
CAUCAAAAGAAGUGUACUCAAAGUACAAAAGAGCCCACCAGAAAAAAAUACAGAGAAUAAAGAAAAAGGGCAACAAUAGGAGAAGGACAAAUAAAGGGUAAAAAAGUCAAAUUGGGUAGAAGACGUUUGAUAUCCAAGAUUUCUGUGCAAUUUUGCUUUUCCUUUCUGCACCCGACUCUUCGCUGCUUCAAAAUUCAAACCGGAGGAAAAAAACCCAAAGAGAAAAAAAAAUGGAGUUAAAUGGUGAGAUUGAGAGUUCACUGAGCAGAACAAACGAUGCUGCUGCUGAAAAAGAUCCGCGCGUGGGUUUGAUAUAUGAUGCCAGGAUGUGUGGACACCACGCGCUUGACGACGACGACCACCCGGAAUCCCCUGCUCGCAUUCGGGUCAUCUGGGAAAUUCUGAAUUCUUCUGGGAUUGCAAAUAGAUGUGUUAUUUUGGAUGCCAAGGACGCUGAGGAUAAUCAAUUAGCUUUGGUUCACACCAAAAAUCAUAUUAAUUUGAUCAAGAAUAUUAGCUCCGGAAACUCCGACUCUAAGUUGAUAAGAAUUGCUGCACAAUAUAACUCUGUAUAUUUCAACCAAGGCUCAUCAGAAGCCGCUUAUCUUGCUGCCGGCUCGGUUAUAGAGGUUGCAGAGAAAGUUGCUAAAGGGGAACUGGAUUCUGGAUUUGCUAUCGUCAGGCCGCCUGGACAUCAUGCAGAAGAAUCCAGACCGAUGGGAUUUUGCCUGUACAGCAAUGUUGCUGUUGCUACACGAUUUCUACUGAAUGAAAGAAGCGAGUUGGGGAUCGGCAAAAUCCUGAUUGUUGAUUGGGACGUACAUCACGGAAACGGUACUCAAAAUACGUUCUACAACGACCCUCGAGUACUUUUCUUCUCAGUGCAUAGGUAUAAUAACGGCGAUUUCUAUCCGGGUGGUAAUGGUGGGUCCCACAUCAUGACCGGAAAAGGAGAAGGCGCCGGCUACAAUAUUAAUGUACCUUGGGAGAAUGGUGGGUGCCGAGAUGCCGACUACCUUGCUGUUUGGGACCACGUAUUAAUCCCCGUUGCCAAACAAUUCAAUCCCGACUUGAUUUUUAUCUCUGCUGGAUUCGAUGCAGCCGUAGGUGAUCCUCUAGGGGGCUGUUCUGUUACCCCGUACGGUUACUCAGUCAUGCUUGACAAGUUGAUGGGGUUUGCGGGAGGAAAGAUUGUUAUGGCACUCGAAGGUGGAUACGAUCUCAAUUCAUUAGCAAAAUCAGCUAAGGCAUGUGUCGAAGUAUUGCUACAUGACAAGCCUGUAAUUCGGUCCUUGAAUGUAUAUCCUUUUGAAUCUACGUGGCGGGUGAUACAAAUGGUACGUAAAGAAUUGAGUAAGUAUUGGCCGAUACUUGCUGCGGAAUUACCAGAACAGUUGAUUAGUCAGGCAUCGCCGUUUGUGGUUUCAAGCUCUGAUUCUGAAGGUGAGCACGAGAACGAUUCUAUCAACGAAUCCGAAGAAGUUCAAACAAUUGAAGACAUUAUACAACCUUUCACUAACCUCAAAGUCACCGGAGAUUGUCAAGAUUCAACUACCGCUUCACCGUCAUGGAGAUCAGAGCUUUCGAAAAUUUACGUAUGGUACGCAACUUAUGGAUCGAACAUGAACCUAUCGAGAUUCCGUUGCUAUAUUGAAUAUUUAAAAUUCAGGUGCACCGUUUCGGAUGUAGAUAGUUUCGUAUCGGGUAAAUAUCGGGUGAAUCCACCAUGUAAAGAGUAUGCUAACACCUUGGUUAAAGGGCUUGUGCAAGGAAAGCAACUCUCCGAAGAGGAAGCCUCGGCUUACAUCAAGGAAGCAUCCACCAAACCUUUAUGAUUUUCAUUUAUAAUUAUCGACUAAUGAAUUAUUUAAUUUAAUCUGCGAAAAGCUCGGUGCAGUUAUUGAUUUUGUUGUAAAUUUUUUAUUUAUUAGCAAAUUGUUGGAAAUACAAUUAGUAUAUCGUAUCAUAUUAGAUAGCUAUUGAUUUUGGCUUAGGGGCCACUCUUUUGCUGUUGCUAAUUUAACAGCAACUUGGUGUGUAUAGUAUUGCUGACUGUGACUUUUUGGUUCGUAUAUCAUGGUUGUUAAAUUAAUACAGUUGGGAUUUACAAAAUUUUAUUAA